Molecule: messenger RNA, 405 nt
Organism: Exophiala mesophila
Lineage: Eukaryota; Fungi; Ascomycota; Eurotiomycetes; Chaetothyriales; Herpotrichiellaceae
Exons: 1
Coding region: 1-405 (134 amino acids)
Source: RefSeq, a predicted model, not a curated record
AUGUCCACAAUCCUCCACUACACAUCCAACCUAGGUUUCCUCCUGCACAUCAUCUUCGAACUCCCCGCAUGUAUACAAUUCUUCAUGUUACCCUCACGACAAUUAGGAAUCUACACUCCACAUGCACAUGCACUUAUGCGACAAUACGCCGUUUUACUCUUUUCAUCCGUUCUGAUCGCCGGUAUCUUUGUCACUCGUCCACCCAGUGAAGUCUCUGCUCAAUGUGCGGGUGCUUUGGCGACAUAUCACGUGGCGCCGGCAUUACGAUCUAUUGCUAGAUUACAGAGGCAGAUACAGUCGAAACAGGCGGUUUUGAUUUCAGAGGCUAUGCUGUUUCUCGUGGUUCAUUCGGUCUGUGGAGUGUUCUUAUUCGAUCAUAUCUGGACCGCUAUACAAGUUCCAUAG